This is a messenger RNA of Xenia sp. Carnegie-2017, 564 nucleotides long. Its product is annotated as serine/threonine-protein kinase shk2-like. Gene Ontology annotation, molecular function: ATP binding; protein serine/threonine kinase activity. Bases 1 to 564 code for a protein of 187 amino acids. Gene Ontology annotation, cellular component: cytoplasm. The record is from RefSeq and is a predicted model, not a curated record. Gene Ontology annotation, biological process: protein phosphorylation. The transcript is spliced from 4 exons. Lineage: Eukaryota; Metazoa; Cnidaria; Anthozoa; Malacalcyonacea; Xeniidae.
AUGAAUUCCGCCGAUUCCUCCGAAAGGCUUGCGACAUCAUUGACUGAUGUUAUAGGGCGAGCCAUUCGUGAAACUAAUCAAACUAUUACGAACUCUGUCGAGACACAUUUUAAAAGAUUAUCUGAUCCUCAUAGUGGCGAAAAUCCUAUUCUCCAUCGCGAUCUAAAGCCUUCUAAUGUACUCCGAGAUGCACAAGGAAAACUUCUGAUAGCUGACUUUGGUAUUAGUCGAAUAUUGAAAGAUGGAAGUAAGACAAGAGUAAGUAAUGCUAAAAAGGGAACUCCGUAUUGGAUUGCUCCUGAAUCAUUUUGUACAGAUAAAAAUCCGAUUGGCAAAGGAUGUUACAAAACAGAGUUGGAUGUAAUGACUGCAGGAAUGAUGCUACAGCUAAAACCGGAAGACAGACCAUCGGCCAACGAAGCGUUAAAACACCCUUAUCUACAAACCGAUGAGGUGAAUUUUGAUUUGCUAUGUGAUGUUGGGAAUGAACCAGAAAUCAAGACAUCAUCUCGACAUUCUCUUACCUCAGAUGUUCGUGAGCAGUUAAAUCUUUCAAUAGAUUGA